GGCGGCCUUGCCUCAUUGUUGCGCUGGAAAUUGCUGCCCAAGAUGCCGGAGGAGAAGAAGUCGGCUCCGAAGAAGGGCGCCAAGAAGGCCAUGAACAAGACGCCGGUGAAGGGCGGCAAGAAGCGGAGGAAGCUGAGGAAGGAGAGCUACUCCAUCUACAUCUACAAGGUGAUGAAGCAGGUCCACCCCGACACCGGCAUCUCCUCCAAGGCCAUGAGCAUCAUGAACUCGUUCGUCAACGACAUUUUCGAGCGCAUCGCCGGCGAGGCGUCCCGCCUGGCCCACUACAACAAGCGCUCCACCAUCAGCUCCCGGGAGAUCCAGACGGCCGUGCGCCUGCUGCUGCCCGGCGAGCUGGCCAAGCACGCCGUGUCGGAGGGCACCAAGGCGGUGACCAAGUACACCAGCUCCAAGUGAGGCUGGGCUGCUCCGGAACUGUCUAGUUGAGAAUCCCCUCUGUAUUUUUAUUCCCGGAAUUAUCUCACGGACUGAUUGCCGUUCGCAGUUGUUUUUGAAGGAAGGAGCCGGUGCCGUGAUUGUGUUGUCUGAAAGGCUCCCGGCAAUGCCGUGUGGCUGCUCUGCGGCUGCGGGCCGCUUUUACUCUUGUCAGUGUUCAUUGUGACUGUUGUUCAUUAAACUAGACCCUUUUCUCUA
Messenger RNA from Hypanus sabinus (Atlantic stingray), 654 nucleotides. Its product is annotated as histone H2B 1/2-like. The record is from RefSeq and is a predicted model, not a curated record. NCBI's taxonomy places the organism in Eukaryota, Metazoa, Chordata, Chondrichthyes, Myliobatiformes, Dasyatidae. The transcript has a single exon. Gene Ontology annotation, cellular component: nucleosome. Gene Ontology annotation, molecular function: protein heterodimerization activity; structural constituent of chromatin; DNA binding. Bases 43 to 417 code for a protein of 124 amino acids.